This is a messenger RNA of Carlito syrichta (Philippine tarsier), 686 nucleotides long. RefSeq names its product cyclin-dependent kinase inhibitor 2A. Gene Ontology annotation, molecular function: protein kinase binding; cyclin-dependent protein serine/threonine kinase inhibitor activity. Lineage: Eukaryota; Metazoa; Chordata; Mammalia; Primates; Tarsiidae. Bases 44 to 502 code for a protein of 152 amino acids. Gene Ontology annotation, biological process: negative regulation of cell population proliferation; regulation of cyclin-dependent protein serine/threonine kinase activity. Gene Ontology annotation, cellular component: nucleus. The record is from RefSeq and is a predicted model, not a curated record. The transcript has 3 exons.
GGGAGAGGAGGGCGAGCCAGUGAGAGUGAGAGCCGGGAGCCGCAUGGAGCCGUCGGCGGACAGGCUGGCCACGGCCGCGGCCCGGGGUCGGGCGGAGGAGGUGCGGGCGCUGCUCGAGGCGGGGGCGCCGCCCGACGCUCCGAACCGCCACGGUCGGACCCCGAUCCAGGUCAUGAUGAUGGGCAGCGCCCGCGUGGCCGAGCUGCUGCUGCUCCACGGCGCGGAGCCCAACUGCGCGGACCCGGCUACCCUCACCCGACCGGUGCACGACGCCGCCCGGGAGGGCUUCUUGGACACGCUGGUGGCGCUGCACCGGGCCGGGGCGCGGCUGGACGUGCGCGACGCCUGGGACCGCCUGCCCGUGGACCUGGCUGAGGAGCUGGGCCAUCGCGACGUCGCGCGGUACCUGCAGGCGGCUGCCGGGGACACCGGAGGCGGCAGCCACGCCCGCUCUGACGCCGCGGAGGAUCCCUCAGAGAUCCUCGACUUAAAAAAUAAUUGAGACCCUCAGAGACUUCGAGAAACAGCGUCAAUCAUCGAAGAUCCUAGAGGGCCAUAUCACCCAAUUCUUCCCCUUUUUCUUCUUUACAAUAUAUCACUUUCUGAAAAUAUCGAAGAUCCUUUAUACCUGAAUCUGGCUUCUCUCCCCCCCCCCCCCAAAUUUCCAUUUGUAUUCUCAUGUAUCA